Candoia aspera is the source of this 4871-nucleotide messenger RNA. It is a transcript of the gene ZNF408, whose product is annotated as zinc finger protein 408. NCBI's taxonomy places the organism in Eukaryota, Metazoa, Chordata, Lepidosauria, Squamata, Candoiidae. Gene Ontology annotation, cellular component: nucleus. The transcript is spliced from 4 exons. Gene Ontology annotation, biological process: regulation of transcription by RNA polymerase II. The coding region runs from base 153 to 2510 and encodes 785 amino acids. Gene Ontology annotation, molecular function: DNA-binding transcription factor activity, RNA polymerase II-specific; RNA polymerase II transcription regulatory region sequence-specific DNA binding. The record is from RefSeq and is a predicted model, not a curated record.
AUCCGACUCUGAACCGGAAAACGAAUUUGUUUCCAUGGAAACUCCUUUCCGCCUGCCUUCGACGUCUGGCGUGGGAAAGAAAUAUUUGCUCGGGUGCAACCGAGGCUCGUGGAGUUGGCCGUUCCGCUUCCUAAAAGGGUACAAGAGUCGUCAUGGAGGGAAGCACAUGCCAAAGUGAGGGGCUUUUGUGGAUUGUGUGGGGCUGUAGCCUUUUGGCUUGCGCUGAUUGUCCUUUCGGUUUUUUUUUUAUUGCAGGUCACCCUCUGGAUAUGCACGGCAGUUGGUCCUUUUGCCCGGCGUGGCACCUUCCUCUGGGCCUGGCUGUGGGACCUUCUCUGACCUCUGAGAAGGGUCUGGGAGUGUGGUGUGUGGGGCGCGCUCUGCAGCCAGGGAUGUUGUUGCUUCUUGGGCCGCAGGGCGAGGAGCAGAAAGCGUCCACUUCUUUGUCGGCAUUUCCAUUACCCAGCUGGAAAGAGGCUUCUGCUUGCAACAGGAUAUCCAGCUGGAGGAGCCUGGUGAAGCAAAGCCGGGUUGAAGAUGAAGCAAAUGUAAUGUUAGAAUGGAUCAACGGGGAGCUGCACAUCAGAGUCUGCUGUCCUAUUGAUGUGGGCAGUGAACUGCUAUGCCAGUUAACUGAAUCACAGGCCAGUCCUACUCGUCUAGAAAAUAAUAGCCUAACACAUACCUCGGAUAAGGAGCUUGUUACAGAGAAGAAAAAACUGCAAAAAAUGCCAGUAGUUGCCACAACUAAGACCAUACAUUUAGAAGAGGAGGCUUUGAGGCAGAAAGAUAUUAUCCAGGAUUCCUCUUCAGGUAUUCCUGAUAUUCUCAAGUUUGCAGAGUUGAAAGACAGAGCCCGUUGUGUCUCUAUGUUGAAUAAGAAGCUGCAGAACAAACAGACCUGUGGAUUAGUUGUCAAUCACAAGAAGAGCAAUAAAAAUUCUUCCUUGCAACUUGAACAAUGGGAGACCAAAAUACAGAGUAGAAAUAAUAAACUUUUUAAAAGCUGUCCUAUUUCCAAGGAUGAUGGAAGCAAAGAAGAUGCUAUACCACAUUCUCAGGAAGAGCAGAUGACUGAGAUAAAGUCAGAUGCAACAUUGGUUGAAACCUGUUCAAACUCACCACCCUUCAGCGGAGUUUGCAUCAGUGCCAUUUUGACUGAUAAUGUAGAGACAUUAAGGGAAGAGUCUUGUGCUGAAGUAAUCCCCAACGGAUAUCCUCCAAGUACACUCAAAGACAGGGCAGAGAAUGAAAAGAAAAAUCCUAGACAAGAGGAACAGUCGCAUAGAUACAAGCCUGAUGAUUCAGCUCACACAGAAUCGAGCACUAAACGACGACAUCGGUGUAAAGAGUGUGGUAAAGCAUUCCUCCAGCUGUGCCACCUGAAAAAACAUCAUUUUGUGCACACUGAUCACAAACCAUUCCUGUGCACAGAAUGUGGCAAGAGCUAUAGUUCAGAAGAGAGUUUCAAAGCACAUAUGCUGGGCCACAGGGGAGUACGGCCUUUUCCCUGUCCAGAGUGUCACAAAACUUAUGGCACCAAGCGUGACCUCCAAGAACAUCAGGUAUUGCAUACAGGCCAGCGCCCCUAUGUCUGUCCAGAUUGUGGAAAAUCGUUUGCCCGGCGGCCCUCCCUUCGUAUCCAUCGCAAGACACAUCAAGUUAAACAACCAAGCUCUACCCCUGCUGCCUGCCAGUGUGUGAUAUGUGGACGGCACUUGGCCAACCCAGGGUCACUGCGGAACCAUAUGCGCCUGCACACUGGAGAACGUCCUUAUGCUUGUCCCUACUGUCCCAAGUCAUUCCGUCAGCAAGGCAAUCUACGAGGGCAUCUUAGGCUACAUACAGGUGAGCGCCCUUACCAUUGCCAUUUCUGUGGAGAUGCCUUCCCACAGCGCCCUGAGCUACGCCGUCACCUGAUCUCCCACACGGGUGAGGCUCAUCUGUGCACAGUAUGUGGGAAAGCACUGCGUGAUCCCCACACGUUACGAGCUCAUGAACGCCUGCACACAGGUGAGCGGCCUUUCCGCUGCCACCUGUGUCCCAAAUCCUAUCCUCUAGCUACAAAACUCCGGCGUCAUCAGAAAGCCCAUCAUGGUGACAAGCCCUAUCAGUGUAACAUUUGUGGUGUAGCCUACAGCCUCCCCCAGAAUCUUCAGCGCCACCAGCUUGAGCACAAAGACAAUCUAGUCAAGGAUUCAUCCAAAUCUGACAUCAAAGAUCUCAAGGAUAUUGCCGUUUCAGAGCAGCCGGCUUUGUUGGUAGUGCACACUAUGAAUAUGGCAGAGCCUGGCAGGAAAGCAGAAGUCCUCAUCUCUAACAGUAACUACAUUGCAGCACAAGAGAGCUCAGCCCAACACAAGGAUGUCAUUGAGAUUGCUGUCUCAGAUACUGAGGAAGAAUGUAUCAUUGUGCAGGAGCAGGCUUCUCCUAGUAACAUGUUUAUUCUUCAAGAGGGUGUUGGUUUUAGUACUGUGGCAGAAAUAGUUGAGGUAGAAUUGGGAACUUGAGCAUUGCACUUAUUGUGGAUUGUCUGAUGGUCUGCUUUUUCUGUAAUUGUGAAAGGGCAACAUGAGGGUUCAAAAGCACAGAAUACCAGAAAAGGGGCAGGUGUUUGUAACUGACCUCAAAUUUGGCUGAAUUAUCAGUAUCAGUACAGUUCUAGGGCCUUUAUGAUUGGAUUGGAUGAUAACUUCUGGUCUAUUCACCAGAGCCUAUUUAUUAAAAAUGCUCACUGAGUAUCCUUUUUUGCACGGGCAGUAUUGGUUUAAAUUAAGCGAGGGCUAUUCUUACCUAUCUGCGUAUCAUAUAAGAUGUGGCAAUUCUAAAAAAAUAGAGUGGUAAUGCAUAUAAGCACUGAUCAUGUGGUUCAGUCAAGUAGUUUGAAUAAUUCAAUUAGUUAUAUCUGUCCACAUGGAAUGAUUAAUGUGGCUGUGAGAGCAGCCUGUCCAUUGACUAGACAAAUCAUGUGAUUGAUUGGUAUACAACUUUUGCAGGGUCAUACAUGAUGUUAAGAUAGCAUGUAGACAGGCCUGAAUUAAAUCAUAUUGCAGUUUUGCUGAGAGUUGUACACCCUGGUAGUUGUGCAUAUAAACAAAAUACUUCUUUUUAAAAUCAACUAAAUACUGAAUCUGGUAAAACAGUCUUCCCCAAUCUGAUGCCUUCAAGAUAUAACGUGGUGAAACUCCUAAUAUCCCUAAUCUAACUACUGAUGCUCCAGUAUACUCUUAACUUCUUUGGUUCUCCCCCAGCUAGGAAGAACCUUUUUUCCCCUUUAUUUAAUAAAGCCAAGUUGGCAGUAGAGGGUAGCAUUACAGUCUGUAUUACUACAUACAACAGAGGCUCUAUUUUAAUAAUAAGGUAAACAGAUUUGUUUGGGCCCAGACUGGCAAAUACAAAAAAAUUCUCUGGCCCCACUUGGGUUUUAUAGAAUAUUUAUCAGAGAACAUUUAGAAAAACAGAAACUCAUGUUCAAUAACAUAGAAACCAUGUUUUAAUCAGUGUGUUAUGCUCAUACUGCUGGAUUGUUCUAUUUCAAAUUGUAAAUGAGAGAAUCAAGUAUUAAAAUUAACAUGGUAUUAAAUUAAUGAAGGGAAGGGAAGACUGUACUACAUUUCUUCAUUUUAUAGUAGAAAAAGGAUAAAAAUAAGUUUCAAUUUAGUUGCCACAUUUGUUUCUUCUUGUAUCUUCUUGAACUAUCUUUGAUUAUGAGAAUCAGGUUUUACUCAUUACUUAUAUUGCUUCAUAUUGAAAAGUUACAGUGUGUGGCUCCCAAAACAUUUAUUUAAAUGUAAAGGUAAAUAUUUUUCCUACAAGAUUGGAUAGGAGUAACGUAUUUGUGGUUAUUCUUUCUGCAAGGCAGUGUUUCGGUCUCUGCUGUUGCCUGAAAUUGUACAAUUGAUCAAUAGGUAUGUCAUACGAAGCUGUUGUGUGCUUGCUUAGCAAAAACAGUUUGAAAAUGUAUGUGUAUACAAAACAUACAUCUCUUAUAAUCCUUCAAAUCCACACUAUACUUAAUAAAGUAUAGAUAUAUCAAAUCUAUACUUAAUAAAGUAUAGAUAAGCAAAUUCAGCAUUGCCAAUUUUAUGAAGAGAAACAGAGCCGAACAAACACUGUCCUGCUUAAUUCCCUGGCACAGAGCAGAAACUUCUUUGACAUGUGAUUUUGUUUGACUCUGAACCCUCAUUCCUAACAAUGUUUCUUGAUGAAAAGCUAGUUAAUGGGUAUAUCUGGAAUAUUGUAAAUUGUUCUACUGAACUGAUUUGGUGAGCUGUUUUCUAGUUAGCUAUGCUGUCACAGUGUUGCACUUUACAGAUGAUUAUGUUGCAGCAUUACUGUGGCAUUUUGUCAUAUACUUACUGUAUGAUUCUUUUAAUUUUAAAAAUAAUGAAAGCAAGCAUGCUGUGAAGCAAAGUGCAAACCUCAGUUGUAAUCUUUAUUUCCAAUAAUGCUUCAAGGGCCCACAUAUAUCCUGAAGACAUUCUUAGAAAAUAAAUAUAUGGUAUGGGUUGUAUUCUAGUGCUCUCUUCAGGAACGUGUAUAUCUGACUAGGAAAAAAAAACAGAAGUAAGUGGUUAAAGUACUCUGGGAAAUUAGAAUAGGUAGUAGAGGACAAUCUCAUCAGCUUACUUCCUAGUAAAUUGAUGUUUUGUUACUGACCACGUUCAUCAUGGCAGUCAAUCUGUGAGAGUGUUCAUAACAUGCUCUCAGAAUUCCAAGUGUCCUCCAUAUAAUGAAGAUUUCUCUUUUAAAAAAAAGUCUCUGAAGAUUACUGACUUCCCACUGGUGUAUUCAUUCUGUGAUAACAUUUACAAGCAGUCAUAUUGUAAGCUUUGGUGUAUCUCUUGGAGGCAAUAAGAUUUAGAACUCCA